This is a messenger RNA of Dicrocoelium dendriticum, 159 nucleotides long. The record is from the annotation of a GenBank genome assembly. NCBI's taxonomy places the organism in Eukaryota, Metazoa, Platyhelminthes, Trematoda, Plagiorchiida, Dicrocoeliidae.
AUUGGUCAUCUUCAACCCUUUUAUCGGAGUAGAAGUGUUUGUUCGGUACAAGAAGCAUCAGAUGAGCAACAUCUCUCACAUGUGCUCCAGUCCAUUGCUCUUGCUGUGUGUUCCCCUGUUCAGUAUGCCCAGAGUACCAAACAUUUUGUUAUCAAUAAG